AUUAUGGUUAGAAAUUACUUUAACUUCGAUUAACACCAUAUUUGUGGCGGGAACGAUAGAUGAUCUCAGCAUUUUUAAGUUAAAUAAAAUUAUUAUUAUACAUUCCAGCUGUCAGAUACGAAAAUAAGAGAUAGAUGUAUGUAUAAUAAAAUUGUUGUCGUUUUUAGCGAUCUUUAUAGAUCGCAACUCAACGAUUUGAUAUUAAUAAUUUAUUUUUACCUUAUAAAGAAAAUUACAAAUUAGUGUGGUAGGGGUUGAGAGUAGUGAUGGCAAUUUCAACCCGCCCCGCGGGUAUUACCCGACCUGACCCGCGAUGGGGCGGGUAUUACCCGACCAGCAGUAGCGUGGGGCGGGGCACGGGUAUCUACUUCCGACCCGCCCCGCCUCGCCCCGUUCUAGACUCAUUUUAUCUCAAUUUCUUACAAUUUUUAUACAUAUUUCUCCUAUUUUGACUUUUCUUCAACUAGUUAGAGUCGCUCUUUCAACUUGUUAGACUCAAUUACCCAUUUUAUUAUCACUAUUUUCAUUCUUUAAUCGUUUUACCCUUCGUUUUAUCGUAAAAAGUAAAAUUUACUUGUAUUUUUUCGAAUAACAUGUAAGAGUGGGUCGAUCCGCCCCGCCCCGUAGUAACGUCGGGCGGAGCAUGGGAAUUGAGGUAUCCGCCCUGCCCCGCCUCAUUGCCAUCACUAGUUGAGAGUCGGAGUAAGUACUCAACUCCUCGAGACUGUCAUCCUGAAGACCUAAACCCAUUUACAGUUGUACAUACUAGCCUCCCGAUAAAAUCGAUCCAUUGAUUAUGUCUCCUCACUUUCACAAAAUUUUAUUUGGAGCUAAUAUGCUUCCAAAAUUUAGUAUAUUGUGUUUUUACCUUUAGACAAAUCUUCUAAAUUGUAGGGCUGGCUAAUUGGUCCGGAACUGGAUAGCAAACAAUUUAAUCUCAUCUUCAGGUUUAGAUUUGAGGUAAAAAAUCGUUCAGGACCGGACCAAAAACCGGAUAAGAGAGCCCAACACCCAAAAUUUAACCAACUCCUCAUCCUUUCAGGCCUUAUGGCACUCAAAUCCCCACAAGCUCAAUCUGAAAUCAAGACCGAAUUGGGACCGAAUUGGUUCAAAACCGGACCUGAUCAAGACCGAACUGUAUCCAAUCCAAUCUUUGGUCCUUAUAUUCUCGAAAAGACCGAACUGGGACCAAACCAAUUUAGACCAAUUUAACCGGACCGGACCGUAUAGCCACCCCUGCUAAAUUGUGUCUAUGUUUCUUAAAGUAGAACCAAAACUAUUUCCCUUAUGGCUUUCAUACAUAACUCUUUCAAGUUUCGAACACUUUUUCCUGUUACGAUAAGGAAUGCUGACACGGCCGUAGAUGUGGACCUUCUUCAUUAGCAUUUGUGUCUUAACAAAUGCUCAUCAUUGAGAUCUUCGAUGUGUCGAAAUCAAGUAACUUAUUACUUUGUUAAUUAGCUUCAAGAGCAUAAAUAUCGUACCACGGCAUAUGUGCAACCCGUGUACACUACAAGUGGAACCCCGAUUAUAUUGCUCUCAACCCAUAAGCGAGAACGUGCUUGGGACCCGUUUGAUCGAUUCUUGAGUAUUCCACUUAUGUUUUCUGGAUGACAGCGAUGAUAAUUUAUUUACAAAAUUAAUACCUUAUCGAUCCAACAAUCACGAAGGCCCGUCAUCGCUCGAUCCAACCAUGCACAGCUCUGUGAGCAUGUUCUCACAAUUUGGGUUGGGAGGAGGAUAGCAAAACUGAAAUAGGGCCAUCCACAAACAUGUAUAAACAAGUUAUACUCCUCCUCAUAGUUGUGCAAUAUUGAGAACAUGGCCUGAUUAGAAAGGACAACUACUAUCCUACAUACUAAUCAACUAAUCGAACCAAGUGGCCUGCCUUUGGCUCAAUACAACCACAACUUAUUUUAUUCAAAGCUCGUCAUCAUCUUCUAGUGGAGUUGGUGGACUGGACUUUCAGCACACAGCAGGAAGGCUUAAUAGAGGCAGAGACAGAUAAGCAAGAGUUUUAUUAAAAACAGUUGGCCUUGGUUGGGCAUAAACACAAACCAAAAGUAUGAUUGCUUGUAAUUUCUACUUUGUUCGUCGAUACAAAAUAGGGUUGUUAAUGAAUCAAACCGUUCAUGAAAGGAUGAACAGAUCCAAAGAUCAUUAAGCACCCUAAUCAAAACAUAACAACAAGAACGAGUAUGAAAACUCAUACCAACAUCUCAAACACGAAUCGGUCCGAGAUUAUUUAUUUCGACCAUGAUUCUAGAUGAGUAGCUAUUGUCCACUAUUAACUGGCGAGAGAUUAACCAACAUCCUAGCGGAUCUUAAUAUUGUCGGUCUUUCUUAGUCAUGGAGCUCCCUUUCUUUUUCUAAAGAAUCUUGGUGGAGACAUUCUAACAUCUAAGCAAAAGAACCAGAGAGAUGACAUUUACAGCUUACCAGAGCCCAAACAUAUGCCCAAACCCACCAACCAUCAACGUUACAUUGAAGCAAGCUUACAAAUCUCUCCGUCUCUGAGUCAGACCAUCAACCCUUUUCCAUUUUUCCUUUAAUCCAAACAAACAAGCUAACUCAAUUUUUGUGGGUUUCGUUUGGUUGUCGGCAGCAGCAGCCUUUCCCCUCAAAACAUCCUUCCCCAACUGUUCACCAUCAAUUCAUUCAUUCAUUCUCUGAAUCGCUCUCAUUCACCACCACACACUCCUGACAACACGCUCAUUUCCCCACACAAAAUCACCAAAAAGUUCCAAUUUUCAAUCCUCCCCUGUUUCUACUUGGCCAAAAGGUUGCCCUGUUCUCCAUUCUCUAGUAGUGGGUGUUCACUUUCAUCAGCAGCGGAGGAGAGAUCCAUGGCCAGCGAAGCUUUGGUUAGUUUGGUAUGAGCUUUGACAACCCACCAGAAAGAUAAAAUUAAACGAAAGAGAGAGAGAGCGACAGUGAUCGGGCGAAUCAAAUCUGGAGAGAGAGAAGGGGGAUUGGGGGAAACUGCUAUUUUCAGCUCCCUUCUUCCUUCCCAACUUCGCAAGUCAAUCAAAGCUGUCUCACUCGAUACUGGCUGUACUCCACUGCAUCAACCCAUAAUUUGGUUGGAAGUGGAGGGGAAAAGGGCAAGAUUCAGCGCCGGUCGCUGUGAGCAGCGGAGCUGAAGAAGCAAUGUUGGUCCAGGACCGUUUACCGGCGUCGCCGCCUCCGCCCAAAUCGCCCAAAUCCAAAUCCAACUCGAAAUCGCAACUGCCCACCACCGCAUUUCACCACCCAAUUUCCGGCCGCCGAUUCUCUCCAGCCAAAUCGCUCGACUUCUGCACUUGGUUCUCCGACAAUCUCUACAAGAUCGUCACAAUCGUGUUCCUCGUCGCCACCGUCGCUGCCCUCUUCUUCCUCCGCAACGUCGGCGACACCUCAGCUUUCCUCUACUUCCAGUCGAAGUCCCACCCCAUCGAGAAAACCCUUCACCAUCCUCACAUCGACUGGAACAACGUGCCUACCUUGAGAGACACUUCCACCCCUUACGCCAAUUUCCGCACCGAGAAGUGGAUCGUGGUCUCCGUCUCCGAUUACCCUUCUGAUUCGCUCAAGCGGCUCGUCAAGAUCAAGGGAUGGCAGGUGCUCGCUGUUGGCGAUUCCUUGACUCCCUCUGACUGGUCCUUGAAAGGUGCUGUAUUCUUGUCCUUAGAGCAGCAAGCUACUCUGGGUUUUAGGGUUGUUGAUUACCUGCCCUUUCGUUCUUAUGUGAGGAAGAGUGUUGGGUAUUUGUUCGCCAUUCAACAUGGUGCCAAGAAGAUCUUUGAUGCCGAUGAUCGUGGAGAAGUCAUUGGAGGUGAUCUAGGGAAACAUUUCGAUGUAGAUUUAGCUGGUGAAGGAGCUAGGCAUGAACCCAUUUUGCAGUACAGUCAUGAGAAUGUGAAUAGGUCGAUAGUGAAUCCAUAUGUCCAUUUCGGGCAGAGAUCGGUUUGGCCUAGAGGAUUGCCAUUAGAGAAUGUGGGAGAAAUUGGGCAUGAAGAGUUCUAUACUGAGGUCUUCGGGGGGAAGCAGUUUAUCCAACAAGGUAUAUCCAAUGGAUUGCCUGAUGUUGAUUCAGUGUUCUAUUUCACCAGGAAAGCCGGUUUGGAAUCCUUCGACAUUAAGUUCGACGACCAUGCCCCCAAAGUAGCAUUGCCUCAGGGGAUCAUGGUGCCUGUAAAUUCAUUCAACACAAUUUACCAUUCAUCUGCAUUUUGGGGGUUGAUGCUUCCUGUGUCAGUAAGCACAAUGGCAGCUGAUAUCUUGAGAGGUUAUUGGUCCCAAAGGCUGUUGUGGGAAAUAGGUGGAUAUGUUGUGGUUUAUCCCCCUACAGUGCAUAGAGAUGAUAGGAUUGCGGGUUACCCUUUCUCAGAGGAGAAGGAUCUACAUGUGAAUGUUGGUAGAUUGAUUAAGUUCUUAGUUGCUUGGAGAUCAACAAAGCACCGAUUGUUUGAGAAGGUUUUGGAUCUGAGCUUUGCAAUGGCUGAGGAAGGAUUUUGGAGUGAGCUGGAUGUGAAGUUCACUGCUGCUUGGCUUCAAGACUUGAUUGCUGUUGGUUAUCAGCAGCCUAGGUUAAUGUCACUGGAAUUGGAUAGGCCAAGGCCUACGAUUGGCCAUGGAGAUAGGAAGGAGUUUAUUCCUCGUAAAUUGCCCUCAGUCCAUCUAGGGGUUGAGGAAACAGGAACAGUUAAUUAUGAGAUCGGCAAUCUGAUUCGAUGGAGGAAGAAUUUCGGAAAUGUCGUGCUGAUUAUGUUCUGCAGCGGGCCGGUUGAGCGGACCGCAUUGGAAUGGAGAUUACUCUAUGGACGGAUAUUCAAAACUGUGGUGAUUUUCUCAGAGCAGAAGAAUGAGGAUCUUGCUGUUGAGCAAGGGCAUCUGGACCAGAUGUACAAGCUUCUGCCCAGGUUGUUCAACCGGUUCAGCAGUGCAGAAGGUUUUCUGUUCCUUCAGGAUGAUACCAUACUUAAUUACUGGAAUCUGCAUCAAGCAGACAAGACUAAGCUAUGGAUCACUGACAAGGUAUCUGAUUCUUGGAGCAUUGUGGCACCUGAUGGAGAUUGGUUGACUAAGCAAGCUGGAGUGGUGAAGAAAGUUGCUGAUUCAAUGCCGGCUCACCUCCAAGUCAACUACAAAGAAGCCGUGAAGACCGAAAAUAGCCUGGUGCUCUGCAAUUCCGAGAUAUUCUACAUUCCUCAAAAGUUCGUCUCCGACUUUAUAGAUCUUGUUUAUCUGGUUCGUGAUGUCGGUCCAGUGGGUGGUAUGGAGAUGCAUCACAAGGUUGCCAUACCAAUGUUCUUUCUCUCAGUGGAUUCGCCUCAGAACUUCGACCCGAUCUUGAACACAAUGGUAUACAAGCAAACGCCUCCACCCAGCAAUUCGACGUUGUACUCUGCCCAAGCACCAGCUGUACAUCCAUGGAGCGUAUCAUCCGAACAAGAGUUCAUAAAGCUCAUAAGAAUAAUGGCGGAAGGUGACCCUCUUUUAAUGGAGCUAGUUUGAAGAAAUUCCAAUUACUCACAUAUUAACUCCACCAUUUGUAAGAGAAGAAAAAAACCAGAAAAGGGAA
Molecule: messenger RNA, 5563 nt
Organism: Linum trigynum
Lineage: Eukaryota; Viridiplantae; Streptophyta; Magnoliopsida; Malpighiales; Linaceae
Source: the annotation of a GenBank genome assembly